Molecule: messenger RNA, 1653 nt
Organism: Aegilops tauschii subsp. strangulata
Lineage: Eukaryota; Viridiplantae; Streptophyta; Magnoliopsida; Poales; Poaceae
Source: RefSeq, a predicted model, not a curated record
AUGGAUGAUGAGAUGGAGGAGAUGGAGGACCCAAUGGGUUUCCUCAAUACAGGCACCUAUGAAGGUGACAUAGAUAUGAUGAGUCAGCCAUAUGACGAAUCGGGCUAUCAGCAUGCUGAUGAGGAUAUGGGUGUUGACAGGAUGGUGGGCAAGGGUCCAGAGCGCCCCGAGCCUCCUGCGAGCGCUACUGGGAGGGGUGGUUCCAUUAUUCCAGGCCAGCCCCUCCGGAGAGCGCUGCUAGACAGUAUGCAGACAGCUGCAGCGGGCGCUUCUUCUUCGGCUGUGAGAGGUCGGGGGAGGACGAAAAAGGCUGCUAGAGGUGGACGUGGCAGCGGGAGAGUUAGGAAGGCUGCUACACCUUCCUCGCCGCCACCCUCAGCUGAUUCACCCGACCACAGGACUGCUCCUUCUGACGUGGACCCGUCUCGGACUCCGGUCCAUGAGCCUCCGAUCGCCGAUCCUUCGCCCCACCAGACUCGGGUCGCCGAUCCUUCGCCCCACCAGACUCGUGUCACCGAUCCUUCGUGCCACGUGAGUCCGGUCCCAGAAUCUUCGUCCCAGAAGACUCCGGUCCCGGAGUCUUUGUCCCACGAGACUCCGGAGGCUAGUGGCCCUACUAAUGGUAGCGAGGACACCUUUUCUGAUGAUAGCUACAGCGACGACGAGCUGGUUGAGAAGGGCAAGAAGACCUUCUACAGGUUUCAGAGGCUAACUUAUGCUGAAAUAACUGAAUCUGUUAAGAAGAUGCUGGAUGAACCGGUGGCCGACUGCAGUAAAACAGGACUUAGCUCGUUCUACGCUUCAAAUAAACCGCCACCUGGUGAUGAUCCGUUCUGGAAGAAGAAAACGCAAGAUAAACCAGCCAAAACACCUCGUAUCAAAACCAAGGCGAACAAGAAGCCUGCCAAGAAGAAAACCGCCGAGUCCACCGAUUUAAACAUUGAUGACGAUGAUGAUAAUCAUGAUUCAGAGGGUGAUGCAGAAGCUAGCCGUGUUGGGGAUGCAGAGAGCCCAGGCGAGGCCCAGCAAGAAGGCCAAGUUGAACAAACCGGCUAUGAUAACCCGGCAACUAACCCGGAAAAGACUCCAGAACAGUUUGAAUCAAAUGCCGAUGAUAUUCUUGAUGAUCCGCCACCGCAAGACCAUGACUUUGUUGAUCAUAUGGAAAUUGAUCCAAUAGGUCAUGCUGACAAACCGCCAAGCCCGGACAAAAACACUGAUAAACCACCAAGCCCAGUCAAAACUGUUGAUGAUAAAGCAGAUGAUGUUGUAGUUAUUGGCUUCGGCUAUACAUCUCCUGACAACCCCAUUGCCCUAUCAAAGCACAGUGCCAAGGAAGAAAUAUCUGCUGCUGAUCUUAGCAAAAAGGAAUCCCAAAUCGCCAACCUUCAAGAAAAUGUCAAGUCUCAACAAGCAGAAACUUCCAAGGCCAAGAAUGAAUUGACCAACGCUUUAGCAGUCGUGGAGAAAUUGAAAGAGGACUUCAAAAACGAGCGGGCAAGCCUAGACACAGAAAAAGUAUCUCUGCUAAAGAGGGCGGAAGAUGCUGAAGCAGCUCUUGCUCCGGUAACAGAGGAGCUGACUGGUUUGAAGCGACAAAUAAACGCCAUGACUUCUGCUGUUUUUGGUAAAGAACCUCUUCAUAAGCUUUAA